AUACCAUAGCAACAACACAGACCAUUGUGACCCAGCAGGUGAAUUCAACUGGGAACAUUUAUAAAGACUUCCCAUCAGGCAGAUAUGGUAUCUGGAAAAAAAGGACUUGAAUCCAGAUCAUGUCCAUCAAACAGGAUUCUGGAACUUGCACAACACAAAGAAAACAAAACAGUGUGGGCCACAACACCUUGUCCAAAGCUUACCUGGGGCAAUCAGGAGUCAAUAUGGCCUCUGUCUUACUCAGCGCUGGGUGCAGUUCCAACAGAGAGAAUCCAAUACCUAGCUGAGCACAAAAGAGACUUCUCAGCAUGGGAGGACCACCUGAGGAAAGACGAGGAGGUGAUCUCCUCCAGGAAGACAUUACGUUCUUCCUCCAAGACAGCCCAGUACGAGCUUGUUGUCCGCCUGUCAACACCCAAGACCAGGUCCCGAAGCUCCCAAGAAAUGGGUCCUCCUCACACGUCGUGUUGUGAGUACAGCUGCCCUAUCUGGCACAUAGACCCCAGAGUGAGAACUGCUGAGACCACUCCACGGCUACGACAGCUAGCCAAUCCCAAAGCGAACCACCUCAACUUCAAAAGCAACAGGGAGAAAGUGGAGACAUACAUUUCCUAUGCUGCCAAAACAGCCCAGACCACUCCCAGGCUGGACCAGCUCUCGCUGCCCAAAUUGAGGGAUUGUAAAAUGUUCUUUGAGCGAGGACAUCCAGAGGACUCCAUUUGGCCAGUGUCAAGGAGAGCCCGUCAGGCCACAGCAACUUCACAACUUCAAACUCUAUCAGCUCCUAAGGGACUUAAUAAGGACUACAUCCCUCUGAGAGACCUGCCACCUUUAUGAGCUUGCUUCUCCGUCAAGGUCCAUGGUGGUGCACAAUGUACUAGGAAAAUGGCCACUGAGAAAAGCAAAAUAAAUGGGUACGGAGUACUCAAGGGGUCUCUAAUAAAACAACGUCUUGUGCUUUAAAAAAAAUCUGUUUGGCGCCAGAGCCGAGAUGGGAAAACCGGGCGCUUUUGUCCCCCACUGGUUUUGCAAUCAUGCGCAUUGAGAUGUGUUGCUUGGAGCUCUUUUUGACGACAUCGAAGCAAUACAUUACAUUUGUCUUUAGCAAACAGCCAAACCAAACGGUUGCUUUGCUCCAGUAGGCUCUCUUUCCAGAAGAAUGUGUUUUCAUCUUUUGAAAUGAGAGCAACGGUAUGAUAAAAGGAUCCACAUGUGUUUCGACAUUUCAAUCAUUCUGGGUUCUCUGUUUAUAUCAAAACCACCUGUUGUAAAGAUUCCUCGCGUGUUUUCCUUGAGAUAGUGAAACCUCAUAGAUUGAUUCAAAAACCAUAUUCUCGCCCCAUGAGCUUUAAAUGUCAGCCUCCCAGUCUAUAUGACCACUGUUUAAUUUACAAAAGGCACCGUGACCUCUGUUUGAAAUACACCGUAAUCCCGGUUACACUACAGGCACAUGUGAGCAUUACCUAAAAGUGGACACAAUAGCUUUCAAUGGGGCUAUGUGGAUUUAGAGCUGUGCAGGAGGUAUGGUGGAGCCGCCAUGAGUGUAGGGCCCGAGCGGAGAGGUGAACAGACCUCGGAGGCUGGACUUCAAAUCAGAUCCAAGCGUCCAACUGGGACCUAAUCUUGGAUAAGCCAGCAAUGAUCGCGACCUUGGACUGCAGGAUAAAGAGGGAUAGAGUGGAAGGUGGAGGAGGGCGAGGAGGAAGGAGGAGUGUCAUGGCCGUUGGUGCCUCCCACUGGUUGACUCACUUCCCAUGGGGCACCUGUUCCUACAGAGGAGCUCUGAUCUAUGCUGCUGGUUUUCUGUCUGUGUGUGGCAACCAGCUCUGACACGUUCAUCAAGCUCCAGCUGACACUGAUAGGCUCUGAGUGGGGUGGCUGUCUCACUGUCUGGAUCCCGCCAGUUACAUGAGAUGUUGACGCUUGCAGAGUAUUAGUGAGACUGAUCUGGAUUUGGCAGAGAACUGCAACGCUAUAUUAAACUACACUUUUUAUAAAGGGCUUCUAAACGGUCCGUAAUUAGUUUAUAGACAGUUCAUUAUGGAUGUAGUAAUUGGUAAUAAACUGUGUGUGUAAAUAUAUCCCCUCUUUAAACACCUGAAUGAAGAUCACAUGUUUAACUACUGGGUGAAACUAGCUACUUUCACAUUUAGCCACUUAAACCUUAUGAAGAGCUGUCUGCACACAUAUAUUUCCUAUCAACUCUUCACUGCCUCAAUAGUUAAGUAUGCAAACAAAUGUCAUGGUUCAUUUUGUGUCUUAUCGGCCUUGAUUGAUCUUCUCAUAUUAUCCUUGCCUAUUCAAGGCUGCACUCAAAUACCCUUUGAUCAAAUAAAAUCUAAAAUAUG
This is a messenger RNA of Oncorhynchus masou masou (cherry salmon), 2348 nucleotides long. RefSeq names its product sperm microtubule associated protein 2 (gene spmap2l). The coding region runs from base 85 to 837 and encodes 250 amino acids. Lineage: Eukaryota; Metazoa; Chordata; Actinopteri; Salmoniformes; Salmonidae. The record is from RefSeq and is a predicted model, not a curated record. The transcript has 8 exons.